This is a messenger RNA of Thecamonas trahens ATCC 50062, 6191 nucleotides long. RefSeq lists its product as uncharacterized. Lineage: Eukaryota; Apusomonadida; Apusomonadidae. The record is from RefSeq and is a predicted model, not a curated record. Gene Ontology annotation, molecular function: RNA binding; ATP binding; protein binding. Bases 8 to 6118 code for a protein of 2036 amino acids. The transcript has 3 exons. Gene Ontology annotation, cellular component: intracellular anatomical structure; nucleus.
AAGCUUCAUGAGCUCCGAGUGCCCGACGGUGGGACGGACAUGUGUGGAGAGUGUGGCAGGGUAUGGCAAGAACCUCUCGUGGUUCCCUGUGCCUGUGGUGGUUCAUCUCGCCUCCAUGUCGCUCAUGGUCGUCCUCUUUGUGGCUAUGACCGUAGCUGACAUGCGUGGGCCAUCACACGCUCCCGGCUCGCAUCGCCUCCCACCAAAGUACGGCAUCUCAGUCGCUCCCAUUGUUCGCACCCUCUCGGCGCUCUCGUUCAUCAUCUCGCUCCCGCCUGUGGCGCUCUUCUACUUUUAUCACGACUACGAUGUCGAGCUGGCCUGCACCUUUGCGCCGCAGAUCCCGUUCCUCCAGCUUGUGGUCGACACCAUCAUUCUGGCCAUCGUCAUCACCUUUUUCACCGUCCGCGCCGCUGCCAUCGACAAGUUUAUGGCUUCGGCACCAUUUGCAGAGGUCAAGCCGCUUACCCGCGCUCUUGUCUUUCCCACUGGCCGCGCCGGCUUUGCUGUCCGCGUCGCCAAGACGCUCGGCGCCAUCCCGCGAUCGCCCGACGAUCCGGCUCCGCUGGCCGACGAGUCGGAGAGUGACUCUGUCUCGGACGUCGCCGCGGGCCUCUCGAACUGGUCGGCGCGCCGGCUGCUGCAGAGCGACAAUUCGCUGCCCUCGCGCCCGCGGCGGCUCAAGAUCAUCGCCGCCGACGCGUGGGCGUCAGCCACGACUCACGCCUGGGCCAAAGAAAACGUCCGCCGCGAGGGUCUCGACGCCACCCUCAAGGUCACUGACGUCCCACUCUCGUACCGGGAUGCACUUCCGUACGAUUCAGGCUCGAUGGACCUUGUCUUUACGCCGUUCCUCCUUCUCAAGCUCGGCACUGCAUUCGACAAGGACGCCAAGCGCCUCGCCGCCGGCGCCACCAUCUUUCAGGAGAUCAAGCGGGUCCUCCGCCCUGGUGGUCGCUGGAUCCUCAUCGACUUUACGUCACGGGCUGUCCAGGUCGCGCUCCAUCUUGCCAACACUGUCGGCUACGGCUCGGUCAUUGUCUCGGAUGACACGUUUCGGUUCUCGUACAAGUCGGCCAAGUACAUUGUGUGCACCAAAUCGCUAGACGACACGUCGUCAGCGAUCUUGCGCUCACGCCCGCGAUCGCAGUUGUACACUCCGGGCUCGCGGUCGCGGCUCUCACCGGCAUCGCCGUUUGGCUCGCUCAACGAGCCCGCGUCGGCCAACCUGUCGACCAACUCGCUCCCGACGGCCGACGACGACGGAUGGGAGCUCUUUCCGUCGUCGGCCGCUCUCGACAUGGCGGUCGCCUCGUUCUUCCACAUUCCGCUCGCCUCUCGACUGGCCUUUCUCGGCGCGUUCGUCUUUGACAUGGGCUUCUUUGCUCUUUGCAUCGUCGUCACCGGCGCAUACUUUCACGAGCUCCACCAUCCGCGCCGCCUUCCUUACGACGUGCAAUACUCGAGCAUGAUUGUCGGCUUUUGCGCCUCGGUCCCGCUAUUCGAGUACAUCCACCUGCUGGACAUGUACUCGCGGAUGAAGCUCCACGGCAUACUUUUGGCCACAUCAAACGCCCGCGACAAGCACCGCGAAGAAGAAGCUGCCCGCAAGGAAAAGGAACGGGUGGCCAACAUGUCCAAGAAGGAACUCGCGCGGUACAAGCGGGAGCAGAAGGAAAAGGCAGCACGUGCGCAGUGGGAGGCUGACCAGGAAGCUGCCGGCGCGGGCAAGGGCAAGAAGGGGAGCAAAGCCAGCUCGGGCAAGGGCAAGGCUGCGUCGGCCAAAGGCGGCCGUGCUGGCUCGGCGGCAGAGAAGAAGAAGCCCAAGUUCAUGGGCCCAUCGCCUGUCUCGCUCCUUAACGAGUACUGUCAGAAGAAGAAGCUCGACAAGCCGUACUUUAAGCGCGCCCGCGCUCGGCCGCCCAAGAACGCCCAGCAGGCAAGCUCGGCCCCAGCAUCGGCCACGAGGAGCACCGGCAGCAGCAAAGGCAGUGGCAAUGGCAAUGGCAGCGGUAAGGGUAAGGGCAAGGGCAGCAGAAAGGGCGGCGAUCGCGAUGAAGGUGAGGGCUCGGGUGGCUGGCAUCGCUGCAGGCUCAUCCUCAAAGACUCGGGCGGCAAGUCGCGGACUUUCUGCACGCCCGAGUCGUACCCGUCGUUCGCCGAGGCCAAACACUACACGGCGGUCAUGGGCCUCCACGCUCUACUAGGGCAGACCAAUGUCCAGCGGUCGCUCGAGCCCAAGUUCCAGAAGUUCUGGUCCUCGCUCAAGGACGAGGAGGCGCGCAACGAGAUCCAUCAGCAGCGCAAGGAGCAGAGCCUUGAGCGCCGCCGCGAGGCCGAGAUCCGCGCUCGCAAGCUCGAGGACGCGCUCCCGCGAGUCCUGCUCUCGGCCGAGGCCCAAGCUUCUAUCGAGUCCACUCUCUCUUCGAGCGCUUCCAAUGCGUGGUGGGACGCCGACGCUUCGGCAGCCUCGUCGCAGAGCUUGGCCGAGCUACCAGAGCUUCCGCAAGCUGUCGAGCGCAAGCUGGCCAAGCUCGGCUUUGGCAUCGAGCUCGUCACCUCGGCUCGCGCUGCUGCCUGCUCCAACGACUUUGACGUCCUCCGCGACUGGCUCAUCAUGAACGUCGCCGACGACCUGCUGCCCGAGCAGUACGCGCCCAAGCGCGGUAUCAAAGUCAUCACUGCGGCUGACAAGGUCAAGCUGGCCAAGGAUGGGACGACUCGCGCAGGCCGAAGCUCAGGCGCGGCCUCGUCGACCUCGUCGUCGCGGACCGCCACUCCCGCGCCCGACACGGACAUGCUCUCGGCUGCCCAGCAGUACCUGAUGGGCGGGAUGGACUCGUUCUUUGAGCGCGAGCCACUCGCGACUGCGCUUGCUUCCGCCGAAGCUGCAAUGUCGGCAGCUGGCGCCGAGGCCGAAGACGCUCUGCCGCGACUCAUUGACGCCACCGUCCAAGCGUACAUGCGGAACCACGUGUGGUCCACUGCGACCCACCAGGCCAUUGCCACCGCCGCUGCGGUGGCGGCGGCGGUAUCGGACAGUAGCGACGACGACACCGAUCCGAUUGCCGACGAGGCCACCGUUCUCGAGUCGAUCUACGACACACGGUUCCGCGCGCUUGCCCACGACCGAUGGGAGCUCGACCUUGACUCGGGUACCCGGCUCCUUGUCUGGUUCCACCCCGGCCUCAACUACCCGCACGACCUGCCAUCGCUCCUUGUCCUCAACUCCGAUCUCAAACCGGAAGUCUCGACCCACGUCGUGCGCAAGGUAGCAGCCCAUGCUGCCGAGCUCCUCGGUGGCCCGCUGAUCUACGACCUUGUUGGCUGGAUCGAGGACGAGUGGGACAACCUGCUGGCGGCGGCGUCUGUCUCGUCGCUCAAUGCCGAGCUCGGCUUUGAUGACGGCGACGACGAGGUGUCUGCCGGGGCAUCGGCUAUUGCGGCUGCAGCUGCAGCGAGCGGCGGAGGGGGCGACGGGCCGGGUGCCAGCACUCCGCUCGACUUUGCCGACCUCGGCUUUGCCCGGCCCGAGGACGGCGAACCCGACGACGAGGCUGUCAUGCACCGGUCUCGGCGGAAGAGCAAGCGGAGCGGGCGGAGCGGGCGCGGGACAACGUCGAUGUGGCCGUCGCUGGCGAGGGGACGCAGCAAGGCGGUGGCUGCCGAGUCGCGCAAGAUCAAGGCGGCGAUGGAUGCCAAGGCCAAGUCGAGCUCCAAGUACAAGACCAUGGUCAAGUUCCGCAAGCAGCUGCCGGCUUACAAGGCCAAAGACGAGGUGGUCUCGGCCAUUAACUCGUCGUCCGUCGUGGUCAUUUCCGGUGCAACGGGUUGCGGCAAAACGACCCAGAUCCCCCAGCUUGUCCUCGACGACGCCAUCCAGUCGGGUCGCGGGGCGGCGACCCGUAUCAUCUGCACGCAGCCACGGCGGCUGGCGGCCAUUGGCGUCGCCGACCGUGUCGCCAAGGAGCGUGACUCGAAGCUCGGGACCGAAGUCGGUUACCACAUCCGGCUGGAGACCAAGUUCUCCAAGGAGACUCGGCUUCUGUUCUGCACCACCGGCAUUCUGCUGCGGUACUUGCAGGGCGAUCCGCGGCUCGACUCGGUCUCGCACAUCAUGGUCGAUGAGGUCCACGAGCGGUCGGUUCAGUCCGACUUUCUGCUCAUUAUCCUGCGCAAGCUGCUUGUGGCGCGUCCGGACCUCAAGAUUGUGCUCAUGUCCGCCACGCUCAACGCCGAGCUGUUCUCGGACUACUUUGGCGGAGUGCCUGUACUGUCUAUUCCGGGGCGGACGUUCCCGGUCGAUAUUGUGUAUCUCGACACCGUGGUCGACGCCACCGGGUACGUGAUCAAGAAGAAGGACCGACGCAAGGGCUCGUCCAAGGCGCGUCCGGCGCUCAAGGGCACGUCGGCGGCCGAGGCUGCCGACGCGGCUGCUGCGUCAGACUCGGCGUCGGCGAGCGCACGCAACGGGUCGUCGACGGCGGCCAAGAUCGCCAACUACAACGACGACGAGAUCAACUACGAGCUCCUCGAGCGGCUGGUGGUCCACAUCGACGAGUCGUACGGCGAGGGCGCAAUCCUCAUUUUCAUGCCGGGUAUGGCGGAGAUUUCCAAGCUUGUGCGUGGCAUCACCGAACGAUUGCGGCGGGCGAGCGGCUCGCGGCGGCACAGCAUCCACGCGCUCCACUCCUCGCUCCCGUCGGCAGCGCAGUCGGCCAUCUUUGACCGGCCGCCGUCGGGCGUGCGCAAGAUUGUAGUCUCGACCAACAUUGCCGAGACCUCGCUGACCAUCGACGACGUAGUCUACGUUAUCGACACCGGCAAGGUCAAAGAGACGCAGUACGAUGCGUCGGCCAUGAUGCAGGAGCUUGUCACGACCUGGGUCUCACAAGCCGGCGCCAACCAGCGUGCCGGGCGUGCCGGGCGUGUCCAGCCGGGCAUGUGCUUCCGCGUCUACUCCAAGGGGCGGUUCGGCAAGAUGCUCCCACAGCAGGUACCCGAGAUCCAGCGGACGCCACUGGAGAACCUUUGCCUCCAGAUCAAGUCGCUCGAGUUUAUGGGCUCGAUCCGCGGCGUGCUCGCCGACGCCAUCGAGCCGCCCGAGGCUGACGCAGUCAACCACGCCAUCAAGUUCCUGCAGGACAUUUCUGCGCUGGAGCAGGAGGACGAAGACCGCAUCACGGCGCUUGGCCGGCUGCUAGCGAUGCUGCCACUGGACGUGGUGGUGGGCAAGGUUCUUCUCUACGGCGCGCUCUUCUCGUGCCUCGACCCGAUUCUCACGGUGGCAGCGACGCUCGGGGAGCGGUCGCUCUUCUUCUCGCCGUUUGAGGAGCGCGAGGCGGCGUCGGCGGCCCACGCCAAGUUCCUGCGCGGCAAGUCGGACCUGCUCUCGGUCGCCAACGCGUACUCGGAGUGGGAGCGGAUCCAGAACGGGUCGGGCUCGGCAGCGGCGAAGCGGUUCUGCGGCGAGAACUAUCUCUCGGCCAACGGCAUGCGGUCGGUACGGGCGAUGAAGCACAAGCUCGCGCGGGUACUCCGUGACAUGGGCUUUGGCGAGUCGGGAGCCGACCUCAACCGGUACGCGGGCAACGACCGCAUGGUUGCGGCGGUGCUUGCUGGCGGGCUCUACCCGCGGAUUGUCAAGGUCAAGCAUCCGGACAAGGAGUACACCGAGACGACGUCGGGCGUGAUUGUCAAGGAAAAGUACGAUGCCAAGGCCAUUCGGCUCUUCUCCAAGGCAGAGGGCCGGGUCUUCCUCCACCCGUCGUCGCUCCUCUUCUCCAACGACCGGUGGGAGCACCCGUUUGUGGCGUACUUUAACAAGGUCAAGACCUCGCGGAUCUUCCUCCGCGACGCCAUGAUGGUCUCGCCGUACGCGCUACUCCUGUUUGGCGGCAAGAUCGAAGUCCACCACGAAAAGUCGCACCUCACGGUCGACUCGUGGCUCCGUCUCAAGGCUCCGGCCAAGGUCUCGAUUCUCUUCCGCUCGCUCCGGGCUGAGCUCAACCGGCUGCUCGACCUCAAGAUUGCCGAGCCGCACGUGCCGAUUGACCGGGCGCCCAUUGUCGAGGUCAUUGUCGGCCUCUUUACCAACGAGCCGUCGUCGUCGGUGUAGUCUUGCCGAGCCGCUGGAUAGCUUUACUCAGCCUUGGGCUUUGCCGAAGGCUUUUCCUUGGAGCUGCUGCCGC